AUGUGGCCGAGAUUAGUAGCUAACAAGAUUCUGAAGAAAGGACUGGGAAGCAACAGCUUUGUUGCUGAUUUCCCCAAAAGCAACACACAACCUGAUUUGCUUGAGGUUCCAAGCAUUGAGCACCGAUCUCUCAGCUCUGAUAGCAUCCUCAAUAAUAUUAAUCACAAGGAUUUACAAACCUACAAGGUUUUUGUUAGCACGUGGAAUGUUGGCGGGGUUACACCAAAUGGAGAUUUGAAUAUGGAAGAUUGGCUGGACACAUUCAACACCCUUUGUGACAUAUAUGUUCUUGGAUUUCAGGAAAUGGUACCUCUAAGAGCAUCCAAUAUUCUGGGAUCCGAGAAUAUGGAUAUUUCAAGGAAAUGGAAUUCACUAAUUAGAGAAGCUUUGAACAAAAGGAAAUGUAACAAAGAAGAUAAUAUGCAAGUGGAGAGCAGCACUACUGAUUGUCUCGACGAUCAGGACUUCUGGUGUAUAGUAAGCAAGCAGAUGGUGGGGUUAUUGAUCUCAGUUUGGGUUAGAAGAAACGUUCGUCCAUACAUCCGACAUCCCAGUGUCUCGUGCGUAGGUUGUGGCAUUAUGGGUUGCCUAGGAAACAAGGGUUCGGUAUCAGUUAGAUUUCAGUUACAUGAAACAAGCUUCUGCUUUGUGUGCAAUCAUUUGGCUUCUGGGGGCAAAGAAGGUGACGAAAAGCAUAGGAACUCUGAUGUGUCUGAAAUACUAUCUCGUACAUACUUUCCUACAAGCCUUUCACUCCAUUUGCCCAGAAAGAUUUUAGAUCAUGAGUAUGCAUCAUGCAAAAUCAUGUGCAGUCGCGUGAUUUUGCUUGGAGAUUUGAAUUAUAGAAUUUCUUUACCAGAAGCAACAACCCGAUUGUUGGUAGACAGAGGAGAUUGGAGUACUUUACUAGAAAAUGAUCAGCUAAGGAUGGAGCUCAUGGAGGGACGAGUAUUUGAAGGUUGGCAUGAGGGAACAAUCCAAUUCCCUCCAACUUACAAAUAUUGGCCAGAUUCUGAUGUAUAUUUUGGAUUCACUCAAGCCAAAAAAGCCCAUAAGUGGCGAUCUCCGGCAUGGUGUGACAGGAUAAUUUGGUAUGGGGAGGGACUAAAGCAGUACUUGUACACAAGAGGUGAAUCAAACUUGUCAGACCAUAGACCUGUCAAGGCAAUAUUUACUGCAGAGGUUAAUGUCUUAAGAACACUGAAAGGAAUCCAAAGCUUCUUUCUGUCAAACAGAUUUGAGAGAUUUACACAUCAACUAUCCUCAAACGAGGGAGUCAAUCUUUUUGAUGGAAGCUCAAGCUUCAAGUUUUAA
Messenger RNA from Tripterygium wilfordii, 1314 nucleotides. RefSeq names its product type IV inositol polyphosphate 5-phosphatase 9-like. Gene Ontology annotation, biological process: phosphatidylinositol dephosphorylation. The transcript is spliced from 8 exons. Gene Ontology annotation, molecular function: phosphatidylinositol-4,5-bisphosphate 5-phosphatase activity; inositol-polyphosphate 5-phosphatase activity; phosphatidylinositol-3,4,5-trisphosphate 5-phosphatase activity. The record is from RefSeq and is a predicted model, not a curated record. Bases 1 to 1314 code for a protein of 437 amino acids. Lineage: Eukaryota; Viridiplantae; Streptophyta; Magnoliopsida; Celastrales; Celastraceae.